Pseudoliparis swirei is the source of this 944-nucleotide messenger RNA. RefSeq names its product crystallin, beta A1, like 2 (gene cryba1l2). The coding region runs from base 1 to 627 and encodes 208 amino acids. The transcript is spliced from 5 exons. Gene Ontology annotation, molecular function: structural constituent of eye lens. Lineage: Eukaryota; Metazoa; Chordata; Actinopteri; Perciformes; Liparidae. Gene Ontology annotation, biological process: lens development in camera-type eye; visual perception. The record is from RefSeq and is a predicted model, not a curated record.
AUGAGUAGAUUUACUAAAACCCACAUGACCUCACCCAUGUACAUCCCUAACAUGGAAACAGCCCCUUUCUUCAAGGUGACUGUGUUCGAGGGGGAGCACUUCCAGGGCAGGUGUCAGGAGUUCACCUCCGAGUGCUGCAACAUCCACAACUGCGGCCUGGACAACAUCCGCUCCAUCCGGGUGGAGAGUGGAGCCUGGGUGGGAUUCGAGCACCUCGACUUCCAGGGCCAGCAGUUCGUGCUGGAGAGGGGCGAGUACCCCAACUGGGAGGCCUACAGCGGCUCCCUGGCCUACCACAGCGAGCGCUUCAUGUCCUUCCGCCCCGUCUUCUGCGCCUCUCACCACAGCAGCCGCAUGAUGAUCUUUGAGAAGGAGAACUUUCUGGGCCGCAGCACCGAGCUGUGCGACGACUUCCCGUCCCUGCAGGCCAUGGGCUGGUUCCGGCCCGAGGUCGGGUCCAUGCACGUUCAGUGCGGCGCCUUCGUGUGCUACGAGUACCCGGGCUAUAGGGGCCAGCAGUACAUCAUGGAGUGUGAGAAGCACAGCGGAGACUACCAGCACUGGAGGAACUGGGGCUCCCACUGCCAGACCCCCAAGAUCCAGUCCAUCAGACGCAUCCGGCACUGAGAGGGGACCGAUCAGAACCGGGAGCGGCUCAGGCUAACACCUGGGCGCCGGGCUUCAGGCUAACACCUGAGCGCCAGGCUUCAGGGGCUCAGACUAACACCUGGGCGCCGGGCUUCAGGGGCCCGAGCUGUUGACACCUUGACCUUGAGGUUUGGUCCAAGGUCUCAAAGGUCAGGAUCAGACCAUGAGUGACUUAGCAGCUCCAUCUUUAUUGCAUUGUUUCAGAACAAGUGAAAUAAAGCAGAUUGAGAACAUUAAGAAGUCAUUUCUGUCGUUCCUGUGCCAGAAUAUUAAGUUUUUAAUUGCAAAACGUGAAA